Lynx canadensis (Canada lynx) is the source of this 942-nucleotide messenger RNA. RefSeq names its product olfactory receptor 2A1/2A42-like. The transcript has a single exon. NCBI's taxonomy places the organism in Eukaryota, Metazoa, Chordata, Mammalia, Carnivora, Felidae. Gene Ontology annotation, molecular function: G protein-coupled receptor activity; olfactory receptor activity. Gene Ontology annotation, cellular component: membrane. Bases 1 to 942 code for a protein of 313 amino acids. Gene Ontology annotation, biological process: G protein-coupled receptor signaling pathway. The record is from RefSeq and is a predicted model, not a curated record.
AUGGAGAAAAAUCGAACAAUGGUUACAGAAUUCAUCCUACUGGGAUUUUGUCUUGGUCCAAGGAUUCACAUAAUCCUUUUUGGGCUCUUCUCCCUGUUCUAUGCCUUCACCCUGCUGGGGAACGGGCUCAUCCUGGGGCUCAUCUGGCUGGACUCCAGACUGCACACCCCCAUGUACUUCUUCCUCUCCCACCUGGCCAUCGUCGACAUAGCCUAUGCCUGCAACACGGUGCCCCGGAUGCUGGUAAACCUCCUGAAGCCAGACCAGCCCAUCUCCUUUGCUGGCUGCAUGACGCAGACCUUUCUUUUCUUGACUUUUGCUCAUACUGAAUGUCUUCUCCUGGUGGUGAUGUCCUAUGAUCGGUAUGUGGCCAUCUGCCACCCGCUCCGAUAUUCUGUCAUCAUGAGCUGGACAGGCUGCAUCACCCUGGUGGUGACUUCCUGGGCAUGUGGCUCCCUGCUGGCCCUGGUCCAUGUGGUUCUCAUCCUGAGGCUGCCCUUCUGCGGGCCUCAUGGAAUCAACCACUUCUUCUGUGAGAUCCUGUCUGUCCUCAAGCUGGCCUGCGCUGACACCUGGCUCAACCAAGUUGUCAUCUUUGUUGCCUGUGUGUUUAUCUUAGUCGGGCCCCUCUGCCUGGUGCUGGUGUCCUACACGCGCAUCCUGUUCGCCAUCCUGAGGAUCCAGUCCGGGGAGGGCCGCAGAAAGGCCUUCUCCACCUGCUCCUCCCACCUCUGUGUGGUGGGGCUCUUCUUUGGAAGCGCCAUUGUCAUGUACAUGGCCCCCAAAUCCCGCCACCCUGAGGAGCAGCAGAAGAUCCUUUCCUUGUUUUACAGCCUUUUCAACCCUAUGCUGAACCCAAUGAUCUACAGCCUGAGAAAUGCAGAUGUCAGGAGUGCCCUGAAAAGGGCAAUGUGCAAGGAAAGUCAUUCCCAAUUGGAGUGA